CUCGGAUGUUGGUUCUCCUGUCUUUUAUCCUCCGUCCAAGCCUCAGAUUCACAUCCCACCCGCAUUGCCAGACAGUGCAACCGGAUCCGUGACAUCCGAAGAUCUCUGGUGAUACAGUCCGCCAGGCACAACGCGUGGAUUACUCUAGCGUCCAGCCCCCACGGCUUAGGCGGGAUCAUCCAAGCGCCUCCCUGUUUGGUCCGGUGGAUUCCCGGGGCUUUUCAUUUCCACGACGGGUCCCUCCUUUUUCGCUACUUGCGCUGCUGUCUUAAUAUUUCUUACUUAUUUCAUAUUUCUUCUCUCCCGCCCAUUCGUCUCUCGCUCUGUCAUUGCCUGUGAUUCUUCAGGUCUUUAUCUGCCAGCGUCCAUCGCCGGGUUACUCUGAGCCCUGAACCUGGACCUUGGCGUACCCCUUGCCGGUCCCGAGAACCUCCUCCUGGACGGACACCAUUGAUCAACAAUCCAUUCAUCAUGGCUCAAGUCAACGGGAGCUUUGCCUCCCCGUCCGCGGAUGCGACCAUCACGGCGCAGCUGGCUGAUCCGUCGACUCUGUUGAAGACCAUCUACAAUGGCUUCACGGGCUGGACGGCUAUCCUGGCCUUGAUUAUCGCCGCUGUCGCAUAUGAUCAGAUCAAGUACAUCUGGCUCAAGGGUUCCAUCGUUGGACCGGCCAUGAAGAUCCCCUUUAUGGGCCCAUUCCUUCAGUCUGUCUGUCCCAAGUUCCAUGAGUACAAGGCGAAAUGGGACAGCGGAGAGCUCAGCUGUGUUUCCGUCUUCCACAAAUUCGUCGUUAUCGCUUCGACUCGCGACAUGUCCCGGAAGGUCUUCAAUUCGCCCACCUAUGCGAAACCCUGCGUGGUGGAUGCCGCGCACAAACUCCUAGGCGAGACCAACUGGGUCUUCCUGGAUGGAAAGGCCCACGUUGAGUACCGCAAGGGACUGAACGGUCUGUUCACUCGCCAGGCUAUCUCUCUGUACCUCCCAGCAAUGGAGCAGGUCUAUGACAGCUAUUUCAAGUCGUUCAUCGAGAAGUCCAAGGGGAACAACUACGAGCCCAUCCCUUGGAUGGCUGACUUCCGUGAACUCAUGUGCGCGCUUUCCUGCCGCACCUUUGUUGGCUACUACAUGAGCGACGAGGCGAUCAAGAAGAUCGCGGACGACUACUACCUCAUCACUGCCGCCCUCGAGUUGGUCAACUUCCCCAUCAUCCUGCCGUACACUAAGACCUGGUACGGCAAGAAGGCCGCUGAUAUGGUCAUGGACGAAUUCGCCAAGUGUGCGGCUAAGAGCAAGGUUCGCAUGGCCAGUGGUGGUGAUAUCACGUGCAUUAUGGACGCCUGGAUCAAGGCCCAGCAGGACUCUGCCAAGUAUCGUGAGAAGGUCGAGAAGGGUAUCGCCGUCGAUGACUCUGAGAAGCCGCCCAUGGUUCUGCGUGACUUCAGCGACUAUGAGAUUGCUCAGACUAUCUUCACUUUCCUGUUUGCGUCUCAGGAUGCGACCAGCGCCGCUAGCACCUGGCUCUUCCAAGUUAUGGCUGACCGCCCUGAGGUCCUUGACAAGGUCCGCGAGGAGAACCUCCGCGCCCGCGGUGGCGACCGUAACGUCAAGCUUUCUAUGGAUCUCAUGGACAACUUGCCAUACACCCGUGCUGUUGUGAAGGAGAUUCUUCGCUACCGCCCUCCUGUCAUCAUGGUUCCCUACAUGGUCAAGAAGGACUUCCCCAUCACCGAGAACUACACCAUCCCCAAGGGUUCGAUGAUUGUUCCUUCUGUGUGGCCUGCAACCCAUGACCCAGAAGCCUACCCGGAGCCUGACACCUUCAACCCUGACCGUUGGAUCACCGGUGACGCCGAGAAGCAGACCAAGAACUGGCUCGUGUUCGGUACUGGUCCCCACUACUGCUUGGGUCAACAGUAUGCUCAGCUCAACCUUAUGGCUAUGAUCGGCAAGGCCAGUAUGCACAUGGACUGGGUGCACCACCCCACUCCGCAGUCGGAGGAAAUCAAAGUGUUCGCCACUAUCUUCCCGCAGGAUGAUUGCCCUCUUGUCUUCCGUCCUCGCGAGUAAGUAGUUAAUGCCGGUUACGAAAUGAAACGCUGGGCAGGUCGCUUAGUGCAACGACACUUGGCAUGACUGUGAUUGCAACUUAAACCGAAAAUCAUGGGUAGAGAAUGGAGCAGAUGGGCCACUAGAGACAUGUGCUAGCCGUCUGUCUGCUCUGCUCAUCUGUCCCGGAGAUAGAAUUGCAACGAUUUGCUUUUCUUCAAACAGCCCACGGGCUAUUCCACGCCCACCCAGCGCAAGUCUGGAUAGCGUGCGUUUCUUCUUUAUCCAUUGACACUCCGAGAUACCCUCCGCUGAACGCAAUGACGAUCGGGAGGGCUCCGAAGCUCGAAGACCGUCAGCGAAAAUGGAUAUCACAGCAGCACGCGUCGGACGCCGAAUGCUGCUGCUGUUGAUUUAGGGUUAUGGACUUACGGGCGGAGUAGAACAUGUAUAUGACAUAGACGUAAUUAUAAUAACAGUUCCACCUUUUUUUUUUUUUUUUCUUCUGGUCAUUU
Molecule: messenger RNA, 2561 nt
Organism: Paecilomyces variotii
Lineage: Eukaryota; Fungi; Ascomycota; Eurotiomycetes; Eurotiales; Thermoascaceae
Product: cytochrome P450 sterol C-22 desaturase
Exons: 4
Coding region: 472-2067 (531 amino acids)
Biological process (GO): sterol metabolic process
Molecular function (GO): heme binding; monooxygenase activity; oxidoreductase activity, acting on paired donors, with incorporation or reduction of molecular oxygen
Source: RefSeq, a predicted model, not a curated record